Molecule: messenger RNA, 6172 nt
Organism: Spodoptera exigua (beet armyworm)
Lineage: Eukaryota; Metazoa; Arthropoda; Insecta; Lepidoptera; Noctuidae
Source: the annotation of a GenBank genome assembly
AAACUAGAGGAAGACAAAAAACGCCGUAUUCAGCUUUACGUUUUCGUAUCUCGGUGUAUUGCUCAUCCGUUUAACGCGAAACAACCAACUGAUAUGACCAGAAGACAUACGAAGCUCACUCCUCAUCAACUGGAAACUAUACAGGCUCGGUUUCAGGCCUUCCUCAAGGGUGAGACACAGAUCUUGGCGGACGAAGCAUUUCAAAACGCAGUUCAAUCAUACCACGAUGUUUUCCUAAAAUCAGAAAGAGUGGAACAGAUGGUGAAGUCAGGAGCGUGUUCUCAUCACGACUUCCGCGAAGUAUUCAGAAACAACAUCGAGAAGAGAGUCAGGUCUCUCCCUGAAAUAGACGGAUUAAGUAAAGAAACAGUUUUAUCAUCAUGGUUGGCCAAGUUUGAUUGUAUUAUGAAGGGCACAGGCAUACCGGGAGAUGAUGAGUCCAAAAGACCGUCUCGAGCACAGCAGCAAAGUCUCAAUGCUGAAUGCAUCCUUAGCAAAGAGCAGCUGUACGACAUGUUCCAGCAAAUUCUUGGAGUAAAGAAGUUCGAACAUCAACUUCUUUUCAACGCUCUUCUUUUGGACUCAGCAGACGAACAAGCUGCAGCUAUCAGAAGAGAACUGGAUGGAAGGAUGCAAAAAGUUAACGAAAUGGAAAAGAAUCGCAAGCUAAUGCCGAAGUUCGUGCUGAAAGAGAUGGAAUCACUGUACAUCGAAGAGUUGAAGUCUUCAAUCAACUUGCUGAUGGCUAACUUGGAGUCAUUGCCUGUCUCUAAAGGCGGCGCAGACUCCAAAUAUGGCCUCCAUAAAAUCAAGCGGUAUAAUCACAGAUCGCAAGGCUCGCUUGCCAACAAGUUGACGGGUGAGGCAGAUGGCGGUGACGUCGACACUCAACUCACGAAAAUGGAUGUUGUCCUAACGUUUCAAAUAGAGGUGGUUGUGAUGGAGGUGAAGGGUCUCAAGUCUUUAGCACCAAAUAGAAUAGUUUAUUGCACUAUGGAAGUGGAAGGUGGAGACAAACUUCAGACUGAUCAAGCAGAAGCCUCUAAACCUAUGUGGGACACACAAGGUGACUUCAGCACGACACAGCCGUUGCCUGCAGUCAAAGUGAAGCUUUAUACGGAAAACCCCGGAGUUCUGGCACUUGAAGACAAGGAGCUCGGCAAAGUAGUCCUUAGGCCGACACCUUUAUCUAGUAAAGUACCCGAAUGGCAUCGUAUGACAGUACCGAAGAAUCUACCAGAUCAAGAUUUAAGAAUCAAAAUUGCGUGCAGAAUGGACAAACCACUUAAUAUGAAGCAUUGUGGUUACCUUCACGUUAUCGGCAAAAAUGUUUGGCGUAAAUGGAAGCGAAGAUACAUGGUACUCGUACAAGUCAGCCAGUACACGUUUGCCUUAUGUUCAUACAAAGAUAAGAAAUCAGAACCGGCUGAAAUGAUGCAGUUAGACGGAUUCACUGUGGACUACAUUGAGCUUGCAAGCGCUCAGCUGAUCGUCGGACAAGGUAAGGCAAACAAGAAAACAAUAGAAUUGGAAGGUGCUAAAUACUUCAUGAAUGCUGUUCGAGAUGGUGAAUCAGUUCUAAUGGGAGUGACAGAUGAAAAUGAGUGUCAUCUAUGGGUCAUGGCGUUGUAUCGAGCUACAGGACAAAGUCAUAAACCGACGCCGCCAACUACUUCAGAUACGCACCAUAAAAUUAUGGGAGAUGCUGACAAAGCACGCAAACAUGGCAUGGAGGAUUACAUCCAAGCAGAUCCGUGCCAGUACGAUCAUCACCAGCUGUUCUGUGUGCUACAAUCUUUAACACUGAAGUAUCGUUUGCAAGAUCCAUAUUGUUCUCUGGGUUGGUUUUCUCCGGGCCAAGUAUUUGUCCUUGACGAGUAUUGUGCGAGAUAUGGCGUGAGAGGCUGUUUCAGACAUCUUUGCUACCUGUCAGACCUACUCGAUGUUGCUGAGAGCGGGUCACAAACCGUGGACCCCACACUAAUGCAUUACUCCUUCGCUUUCUGUGCCAGCCACGUCCAUGGUAACAGGCCGGACGGGGUAGGCAGCAUCACAGUGCAAGAGAAAGAAAAGUUUGCGGAGAUAAAGGAAAGAUUGAAGGCGUUGUUGCAGCAUCAGAUCACUAACUUUAGAUAUGCGUUCCCAUUUGGACGGCCCGAGGGAGCGCUUAAGGCCACACUAUCUCUCCUUGAAAGAGUGUUGAUGAAGGACGUGGUAACUCCAGUUGCGCCAGAAGAGGUCAGAGCUAUGAUACAGACCAGUUUGGAGAAUGCAGCCUUGUUGAACUAUACACAGCUUAGUCAGAAAGCUAAUAUCGAAGAGGAUCUAAGAGGAGAAACAAUGGUUACACCAGCGAAAAAAUUAGAAGAUCUCAUACAUUUAGCAGAACUGUGCGUAGAUCUGCUUCAACAAAAUGAAGAACAUUAUGCAGAGGCCUUCGCGUGGUUUUCUGAGCUGUUGGUUGAGCAUGCUGAAAUCUUCUGGGCGUUAUUCGGAGUAGACAUGGACAGGGUGCUAGCUGAACAGCCCCCAGACACCUGGGAUUCCUUUCCUUUAUUCCAAAUCCUUAACGAUUAUUUGAGAAGUGAUGCUCCUUUUGUCUCAUCGCCAGAAAAUCUAAAAGGUGGCAGGUUUCAUGAGCAUCUACGGGACACAUUUGCUCCCCUUGUUGUGAGAUAUGUGGACUUGAUGGAGUCCUCUAUAGCACAGUCCCUUCACAAAGGUUUCGAGAAGGAAAGGUGGGAGAUCAAAGGUAACGGCUGUUCUACAAGCGAGGAGCUGUUCUGGAAGCUGGAUGCAUUGCAGUGCUUCAUUAGGGACCUCCACUGGCCGGAGCCGGAGUUCCGGUCGCACCUUGAGCAGAGGUUGAAGCUGAUGGCGUGCGACAUGAUGGAGACAUGCAUACAAAGGACCGAGGCAUCGUUCCAGUCGUGGCUGAAGAAGAGUGUCACCUUCAUGUCGACGGACUACAUCCUGCCGGCGGAGACGUGCGCCAUGGUCAACGUGGCUUUGGACGCUAAGAACCAGGCACUGAAGUUAUGCGCAGUUGAAGGGGUAGAUAUUUACCAGUAUCACACCAAGAUGGACGCGCAGAUUGAAGCCUGUCUCCAAGGCAUGGCAUCCGGGAUGACCACGAGAUUAUCUGCAGUGCUUGAAGCGACGCUUGCUAAGAUCGCGAGGUUUGAUGAAGGAAGCUUGAUCGGCUCCAUCCUGACAAUAGCCAACGUAUCAGGAUCAGGCAAGGACAUCGGCCAGGGUUACGUCAACUUCAUGAGGAACUCUAUGGAUCAAAUAAGAUCGAAGGUUACAGAUGAGCUAUGGAUCCUUCAGCUGUUUGAACAAUGGUACGGGAUACAGGUGGGACUGAUCAACACUUGGCUGGCUGAGAGGCCUGCACUACAUCCACAGCAAGUCGCCUGCCUUUCUAUCAUUUUGAAGAAAAUGUACAGCGAUUUCGAACUGCAAGGCGUGAUCGAUGACAAGUUAAACUCGAAAAUAUAUCAAAAUGUGGCAGCGAGGAUGCACACGGAAGAGGCUACAUGCAGUUUGCUGCUUACACAACAAGAUGCUGGAGGCGGCGAUGACGGUGGUUCAGAGGAAGGUUCCAGGAGUGGCAAGUCGAAACUUGAAGCUCUCACUGAGGAAGCCAAGCUUGGAAAUGUUACUGCUGUUGUUGGAAAGGUUGGCAACAUCUUCGGUCGUGGUAUUGGAGAACUGUCAACGAAGCUUGGCGGCGCAUCGUCCUGGUUUUAAAUACAAUAAAUAUGUCAUAAAUAACAUUUCUUUGCCUACGUCGAUGUGAGAUGAAAUUACAAAGCUUUUUGUUAAUGCAUUAAGAUUAGAAUACAAGAAAAUAGGUGCCUAUAAUAAUAUUAAAUACAUAAUUUUUAUCAUAGUACAGUCUAAGAUUCAGCAGUAACUUACAAAUUAAAUCAAUCUCAUUUUAUUUUAAAAAGAUUUUUAGCUAAAAUAUUUUAGUAAACAUAUUGCUUAAACUUAAAAUAGGUCUAUGAUUCAUGGAUUAACAAAAAGCCUCACCUAUUCUGUGAUGAUGAUAAAACAAUCGUUUGCAUUCGAUAAAUAGAAUGUACGCCAUUUUGAAUUAUAUAAAUCACAUCAAGAUGGCGUCUUAUGCGCUAGGUGUUAAUCAUAAGUGGCCAGUUAAUCAUAGCUUAGUGUGAUUAUAGUAUAAACGAGGAUUAGGUUUUGUUUUAUAUAAAAGGCUUUAUGUACAGUUAGGGGAUCAUUAUUCGUUUAUUGGAAGCAAAUAAAAAAUGUAUUACGUACGUGUGUAUAUUAAGAGUAGUAUUUGAUAAACACGAUUCGAAAAAAAUAUAAUAUAUUAAAUUAUUACGAACGCAUACAUACACAAAAUGCUACAAUAAGAAGACAUAUCGCUUUGGCAAAAGUUAUAUUCUGUUAUAUUUAACGCGAUGUAUUGUAAUUAUUUACAAAAUUAUAUGUACUUAAAAAAAUAUUAAAACAAUGGGGGGCGGGUUGUGAGUGUGUGAAAGUAAGGAAUCCUUUCUCGAUUUAUCAAAGUUACGUUUUGUAUAUCUUUUAGGAGUUGUUAUUAUCUUCAAAGUGACUUUACUACAUAGUUUCCUGCAAAGUCUUAUAUAUUUUAUUCACAUAUUUCAUUCUAUUUACGAGUGACAAGCACGCUAACAUUAACAGCAGAGCAACGUUUUCAAUGCAACUCUUUCUAUACCUAAGAAACAGUAUUUUUCUAAUCAACAAAUCCACUUUUUAAAACAUCGGUUUGAUCUCUUUAAUAAAUCUACAAUGCAUUUUUAUAAAAUACAAAAUAGGCGCGAUACAGCUUAUUUAUUUUUCGAAUUCAAAUAUUGCAAGUAAAAAUAAAACUCCCCGCUUUUUGGGUAAAACUUGUUUUUUAUAAGAAUGCAUCUUUAAAUUUACAACUUAGCCACUUUUCGCUAUAGUAUAUUUAUCUAUAUUUUAAAAGCUCUCUAGAUCUAAUGAAAAUCUAGCGACACUUUACCUUGAUUAGUCGUCAAAAUAAUACAUAACUAUUUACUAAAAAAUACUAUUAAUAGUUAUAUUUGUUAACAAAAUAAUAUUCUUCUACGCUAAACACCUUACAAAUUUUUGAACUAGGAGAAAAUUUAAAGUUCUUAGAUGAAAGUUUAAUGAUUAAUAUAGCGGUUAGUCGCUAUGCUGAUUCGCCUUACUAAUGUCUUGUUCGGAACGGCUUGGAAAAUAGAAUACUUGUCUUACUUUAUUCUAAGUACUACUAAAACUAUUUAUUCUCACUUGAUUUGUUCUUUCUAUCAUUAUUUUGUUCAUUGUUGGUUCAAAAUUAAGCUUGGAAGCUUCGAAAUUAUAUAAAUAAGGAUAAAAUUACAAAAUGCGUGUUCUAAAUCAGAUUAGUAGGCUCGUCGAGUUAUUGAAAGUAUAUUAGAGAUUGAUAAAAUCGCAGUAUAAUGAAAUAUUGAGAUAUUGACUGUGAAUCCUAAAGUCCUGCACCGAACGACUUGGUAUAGAGUUGAAUGUAGUUAUUCCCAAUAUUUUAUCAUAACACGAAAUUAUAUAAACACUUUAAAUAGAACUGUAUCGGCACAGUAAACAUGUAACGAUAGUAGUGCUCAUAUAUUGAAUGUAAGGAAUAAUCGAAUCGAUAUAUUAACCAAUGUUACAUCUCUAUUUUCAUUUGUUAAUCCCAAUUUGUUGAUUUAUGUAAGUACAACUACAAUUUAUAACUUUUAUAAUUAAAAUCCAGUACCAUGUAGAUCUACCAACGAAACCUACAAAACCAAACAAAUCGAAAAGUUACAUAAAUUGAAACUGUUAAAGUGUACUGGACAUGUUAAAUUCUCUUUGAGUUUUUCUGUAUUAAGUUGGUAAAGAGGUCAAUAGAAUGAAAAUGUCAGUUUUGUAGUGUCUAAGUGCAUUAUAAGAGGCGACUGAAGAUGUAACUGCGUAGUAACAAGCUUGUAUUAUUUCGCCAUGUUGGAAACUCGCAAUGAAUCCAUUAUAUCACUAUAAAACGUGCCUAUUUCAAACUACCUACUUACAUUAAAACAGCCGAUAGCUUCGUAAGGACAACAUUGCGAGUUUUCAAAAGCUUUGAAAAGCCAUUGAGUGCAUCGCGUGUGUAAGGGGAUAACAAUAAAAAAUAUUUACAAUAAAAAUGUUUACUGUUCCUUUGCUC